AAAAGCGCGCUGGCUUCAUUUUAAAGCGUUUGCUGAAGCCCCUUUUUUGCAGAGUCUUGCUUGCAGUCGAUAAGCAAAUGGAGUGCACAAGAUGGGAUCCGAUGAGGACCGUGUCCCAGAGAAGGAGUUAAACAGCGUGAACUCGCACCCGCUUCAUUUAAAGUACUCAAUCACCCAUGCGACGUCAUUCUGGUCCGUGUGUAGUUUCCUGUUAACUGCGAGCACGUCAGCUGAUCUGUAUAGACCUCACGUUGAAUGCAUGUAUGGGAUGUUGGAGAGCGAUGAAGGCAGUUAGCAGUUACAAAUCAGGCUACGCGGUUGCAACCAAUAACAGGCACUACACGCAGCACUGAUAAUACUACUCUACAUGGAGGAUCGAGAUUGGGCUGCUUCCUACAGCUUAUACGUGACUGACUCUUCGCAUCUUCACAUGGUGAACUGAACCCCUGUUCUCACCACACAUGGAUAAAGGGUGGUUUAUUGGACUUGAGAGGAUUCCUCCAGCACAGUCUGAACAGAGGAGGUCAUGUGUUACUAUUAACCUGACUGAAAUGCUCCGGGCUGACAAGCCUAAUGUGCAGAAGAAGCCAGUUCCAAUCCGUCCCCCGAGCCCCAGAGUUUCAUUCCCAAAACAACAGUUUCACCGCAGUCUCUCCUGUGAACCUACGCCUAAACCCAUCAUCCGUCAGCGGUCGCACUCGCUGCCUUCUGCCACUGACAAGAAGAAGCAGUGCAGAAGUGUUGGCGUACGGUUUGUUGACUCUUUGGGACUGGACCUGGAAGACGUCAAGAUUUUUAAAUCGGGAGAGGAUCCACUUGUGCCCCAUCAUGUUACCUUUAGACUGUUGAUGAGUGCAGAGAUGGCAGAUGGAAGGCAUAUGGAGAUUUCUUUGCCAUACCUGAAGCCAGCAUUUGCCCAGCAACCUGGAGACCAUCCAGGAUUCCUGCAUCGUCUCCAUGAGCAGAAAGUUUGUCUUGAAAGAGUCUUGUGUUUUGAGUUGGGGGUCAUCGGAAUCACCCAAGUCCUCAAUUUGGACUUUGAGAAAGAUGUGACGGCUCGUUAUUCUUUUACAGGAUGGAAGAGUUGUGCAGAAGCUAAGGCCUCUUGGGUGUCCAGCAUCACUAAGAACUGUGAGGGCAGAAUGGGCCAAAUCAGCUGCGAUACAUUUCGUUUUCAUCUGCCUGUACCUCCAUUCCUGCAACCAGAAGCAGUGUUAGAGUUUGCCAUUCAGUACAAAGUCUGUGGUGCUGAGUACUGGGACAACAACAAUGGAAAGAAUUAUAAAUUAAUUUGCAAGAACUACAAGCUCUCUGUGCCCAAAGAAUGCGAGGAUAGCAUGGUGCACUUCACUUAGUUAGUAUGCACACAAAAGGGAGAAGAGUUUGAGCAUUAGAACACUUAAUGAUUACAUGUAGCAAUAUCUAUACAAAAAACACUCGGUAAACACAUCUGUCAAGGCCGUUUGGGGUCAUUUUUGCAAUUUUUAACCAAUCUGCAUAAAAAAUACGUUUUUGAGCGUGCUAUAGCUUGCCAUAAAAUCCUUUGGGAUUUGUCUUUUUGGGGGGUAUUUUAUGUGUAAUGUUAAUGGCAAUAAGAUAAAAUGCACUGAUGGAGGCAUAACCACACACAGGAAACUGUUGAUGCUCUUAGUAGUGCUGGCAUAAUAGCAGUUUGAAUAAAACA
Molecule: messenger RNA, 1684 nt
Organism: Pundamilia nyererei
Lineage: Eukaryota; Metazoa; Chordata; Actinopteri; Cichliformes; Cichlidae
Gene: ppp1r3da
Product: protein phosphatase 1, regulatory subunit 3Da
Exons: 2
Coding region: 462-1355 (297 amino acids)
Biological process (GO): regulation of glycogen biosynthetic process
Cellular component (GO): protein phosphatase type 1 complex
Molecular function (GO): glycogen binding; protein phosphatase 1 binding
Source: RefSeq, a predicted model, not a curated record